Varroa destructor (honeybee mite) is the source of this 489-nucleotide messenger RNA. RefSeq names its product cytochrome c oxidase subunit 7A2-like, mitochondrial. Lineage: Eukaryota; Metazoa; Arthropoda; Arachnida; Mesostigmata; Varroidae. Gene Ontology annotation, biological process: mitochondrial electron transport, cytochrome c to oxygen; mitochondrial respirasome assembly; regulation of oxidative phosphorylation. The record is from RefSeq and is a predicted model, not a curated record. Gene Ontology annotation, cellular component: respiratory chain complex IV.
UAUCUACGUUUUGUUUUGGGGACUUUGCAAGGACUCUGUUGUGCAUACUCCGGACCAUAGAAAAGCGCACAUAAUACUUACGGUAAAAAAGAAUUGAGAAAAAUGAUUACUUCUCGCAUCCUCACGAGACUAACCAGGCCAGUUUUGGAACUGGAGGCACAGCAGGCCAGGAAGUUCGGAAAUCUUGAAACCAUCGAACAUAUUAAGAAACUGCAGAAAAGGUUCGCAAUCAAGGACGGCGUCCCCCUGUAUCUAAAGAGGGGUUUGCCAGACGCGAUUCUGCACAAGCUGUCGAUGAUUGGUGUACUGGGCGGUACCGCUUACUCGUAUUACAUGCUGUUCCUGUUGGCCUACGGCAAGGCGAAGUAAUAUGUUCAAGUCACAAAUAAGGUUGAAGAAGUACAUUUUUACAAUUAGGUCGUCAUGGUGAAUAUAUCGUAGAAUUAUAAAUAAAACAAACAAGUUAAAAAUAAUUUUAUGUUAAUUGUA